UCUUGGCUUUGGUAUAAAUUACAGUCACUUUCUCUUUUGUUCUGGGAAUAAAUACUCUCUUCAUCACCUCGCUUUAAAGUCUGAAUAUAUACGCAUUAACAUCUCGUCCCUUACAAUUGGCAAAGCAUUAAAUCUUCCCAGUUUCUUCGUGUUCUUCAAGGAUUAGUCAAGCAAAGUUUUGGAAGCCCAUUUGGCGUGCUUCAAGAUCGUUAAUUUCGAUGGCCAGACAAAACUCGGUCUACGAUUUCAAAGUUAAGGAUGCUAAGGGAAAUAACGUUGAUCUCAAUCAAUACAAGGGAAAGGUCCUCUUGAUUGUCAAUGUUGCAUCCCAAUGUGGUUUGACCAACUCAAACUACACUGAGCUGAAUCAGCUGUAUGACGAAUUCAAAAGCCAAGGACUGGAAAUUCUGGCAUUCCCUUGCAACCAGUUUGGUGCUCAGGAGCCAGGGACCAAUGAACAGAUCCUCGAGUCCGCUUGCAAUCGCUUUAACGCUAAAUUUCCCAUCUUUGCCAAGGUGGAUGUGAAUGGUGAGAAUGCUGCUCCAAUCUACAAGUUUUUGAAGGAAAGCAAGGGAGGACUCUUUGGGGACAACAUCAAGUGGAACUUUUCCAAGUUUCUUGUUGACAAAGAAGGCAAUGUUGUUGACCGUUAUGCACCUACCACUUCCCCUCUUGCCAUUAAGAAGGACAUAAAGAAGCUUAUGCGAAAAUGAGUUGGUUCUUGAGUAGUAGCUUGGAGUAGUGCUACGAAUAAAGUGUCGUAAUGAACACCUCAUCCAUGUAUUUGUCCCUCUGUUGGACAUUUACUUAGCUUGGAUAUCGUUUGCCAAUUGCCAUGUAUUAUGGAAACAGUUUCUUGCACCUGUUCUGUAAAUCAGUAUCGUAUUGUAUUAUAUUAUUUUUAUACAAUACGGAGUUUGGUUUAUAUUA
Morus notabilis is the source of this 930-nucleotide messenger RNA. Its product is annotated as probable phospholipid hydroperoxide glutathione peroxidase. The coding region runs from base 219 to 713 and encodes 164 amino acids. Gene Ontology annotation, biological process: response to oxidative stress. Gene Ontology annotation, cellular component: cytosol. Gene Ontology annotation, molecular function: glutathione peroxidase activity. Lineage: Eukaryota; Viridiplantae; Streptophyta; Magnoliopsida; Rosales; Moraceae. The record is from RefSeq and is a predicted model, not a curated record. The transcript is spliced from 6 exons.